Molecule: messenger RNA, 4874 nt
Organism: Nerophis ophidion (straightnose pipefish)
Lineage: Eukaryota; Metazoa; Chordata; Actinopteri; Syngnathiformes; Syngnathidae
Product: calcium-independent phospholipase A2-gamma-like
Exons: 9
Coding region: 205-2802 (865 amino acids)
Biological process (GO): arachidonate metabolic process
Cellular component (GO): membrane
Source: RefSeq, a predicted model, not a curated record
CUCAGCCAAUAAGGUUCUUGUUUUUAUAGAAAGCAAGGAAUUAAGUAUCACAACACAAGUGAAAUAGUGUUCGAGGCAGGGUUACCAGUGGAUUUUAAAAAUACAAUUAGCUGAAAAGAAGACUUAAGGACAGAACAAGCUUAAUGUUUCAGAACCAUAUUCAAUAUGCAUCCGUAGUCUGGACAAUCAGCGACUGGGUCAACAAUGGGCCGUUACCUCAGCAUCGGCUUAAGGUCUGUGGACAGGAGUUUGAGAUCAUACUGUAAAAUGAGAUAUCUCAUAGUUCUCUUCAGAAGGUCCCCACAUUCAGGCCAUGAAGCACUCCACCUUCGUAGAUAUUCAUUAUUAUCAAAUGAUCUUUCCAGAUUUCAACAAAGAGCCAUUUUUACACAUUUUAAUCUGUGUAAAGGCAUCUUUCUUAGGGGUUUUUCCAAAGAAGUAUAUAACCUGCACAUUGUGCGAUGCUAUUCGUCCUCAGACCAGCAUGUUUUCAAGGCUCACGCUCCAAUUGGGGUCAUUGAGGACGCACAGAACAGUUUUGAGUUAGCCUCUCUGGGAGGACGCCUAGGUCAAUCUUUUUAUCGGUUGUCCAGACAUAUUAACUUUUAUUUCAAGAACAAGGAUACUGUGCCCAUAGUUGAAAAUGGCGGUAUUGUUGUCACAACUCGGACAUAUCUUGGCGUGAGACAAAAGCGUUUUCAAAGUCAGCGGGCAGCUGGAAACAUUACAUCCAAAGGCAAACACAGAACAGAACCCAUGAAGGAAAGGAAGGAGGACUUGGGUGUUGAGGUCCAGAAUAAAUCUGGACUGCAACUUUUUCACAUCAGUUCUUUGGCGACAAGAUUUGGCGAGAGCUACAAUUACGUCGCCAGUCAUAUUAACUCCGUCUUCUCUCAGGGUGUUUCCAAAGUAGAGAAAGAUGAAAUUAUGUCUCCAACCAAAGGGUCCAACAGAAGACAGAAAAUGAGAAACAUACAUAGUAAUCUCAUCAUAACUUCCAAAAAGAGAGGAAUAAAAUCAUGUAUGGAGCAGGCAACAGUGGAACCUGACCAUGGCAACAGCUGGGAGGAUAGUUAUCGCUACUUUGCAAGACACAUCAACAGGUACUUUGGUGCAAAGGUUGCUGAUGAUGCCAGCCAUCAGAAUCCAACUAAAGCAACUCUACAGUUUAAAUCACAGAAAGACGUUAAUGAACACCUCAACAACCCUGAAACUGACUUUUUCCACAAUACCCAUAACUCAACCAAUUUUGGGGAGAAUCAUCUCCAGAUGUCAGGUCAUAUCAAUCAGUAUUUCAAGGUGUCCAGCAGGUUGGAAGACACAGACACAAAUCUCCAAAAUGCGACAAACCCGCUCAAUGCAGACAGAAAAGGGACUUUCUCCUUUAUGGACUACUUCCAUCUCCCCUCAAAAGCCAUACCUGACCUGCUGGGGGCUUACUGGAACCAGGACCGUCCGUCCAUGACCAGAAAGCCUGCCAUGACAUCGCCAGGAGCCGGGUUGAAUAAAAAACCUGUUGUAAGCCACAAGCAGGCAGAAGAACUAAUACAUGGGUUGAUCCAAGGCCUGAGGCAGGCUUCCUCUGCAGAGGCCCUGACAACCUGUGUGGAGGCGCUGAAUGACCACCUGAUCCACCACCCAUCAUGCAAAGCUUUAAUGUGGAAGGAAAAAACAGCUGUUACAUUACUGAGACAGCGGCGAGUCUAUGGGAACAACCAGGUUCUUCAGAGUGCCAUAAGAGAAGCUUUGGCUCUUAUUGGCUAUGUUGACCCGGUCAAAGGGCGUGGCAUCAGAGUGCUUUCUAUUGAUGGUGGCGGCACAAGAGGUGUGGUGCCUCUGCAGGUAUUAAAAUUACUGGAAGCAGAGACAGGAAAGAAGGUCCAUCAGCUGUUUGACUACAUUUGUGGGGUCAGCACAGGUGCUGUGUUGGCCUUCAUGCUCGGCCUGGCUCAUUUUUCCCUGGAGGAGUGCGCUGACAUGUAUCGCCGCUUUGGCUCCGAAGUAUUCCGUCAAAACCGUUUGGUUGGCACGGUGAAAAUGGGCUGGAAUCACUCUUACUAUAACACAGAGACUUGGGAAACCAUACUAAGAGAGAAGCUUGGUGAUAGAGUGCUCAUCAAAACAGCCAGUGAUGAGUUGAGUCCCAAGGUUUCAGCUGUCAGCGCAGUGGUCAACUGGGGCAACAGUCCAAAAGCCUUCGUCUUCUGCAAUUACAACCAUAAACCAGGAUCUCUGAGCCGCUAUCCAGGAGGUUCUGGCUACCCCAUGUGGCAGGCAGUGCGAGCGUCUUCAGCCGCUCCGGGAUACUUUCAGGAAUUCCCCCUGCAAAGUGAUAUCCACCAGGAUGGAGGUAUUAUCAUGAACAACCCCUGUGCCUUAGCUGUACAUGAGAGCAGACUAUUGUGGCCCCGUCACCCAUUCCAGUGUGUGCUGUCCCUUGGCACCGGUCGCUAUGACAACCCUAAGAGAGGCCCUACAACUUCCACCAGUCUGAGGGCUAAAAUCAGUAACCUGAUUAGCAGUGCAACCGACACUGAAGGCGUCCACACACUUUUAGAUGACCUGCUCCCCCGCGAUGUCUAUUUCCGCUUCAACCCCAUACUGAGUGCUGAGGUGACCCUAGACGAGAGCCGGCCGGGGGCCCUGGACCAGCUGGAGAGAGACACCCAGGUCUACCUCGAGAGAAACCGGCUAAAACUGGCUCGGCUCUGUUUGGUGCUCGGGGCAGAGCGAUCGGCUGUUGGCAGAACCAAGGACUGGUUCAGUGAGUGGACCUGGGUGAUGAAGCAGAGAUGGAUGUAAGGUUUUGUUCACCCUUGUCAAGUUUGGUUCGGUCAAAAAUGCUCUGCUGGUACGGAUCAUUUGGUCAAGUGGGAACCUCGGGGUGAACAAACAAGCUGACUAAAAUUGUUUGAGAGAUGUAUCUCAAUCCAGUUCAUUUGUGAAUGGUGGUAUAUGGUACAUGUAUGUGUAUGUAUACUUGUAUGUAUAUGUAUACAUGUUUAUAUGUAUGUAUGUAUAUAUACGUACAUAUUUAUGUACGUAUAUAUACAUAUGUAUCCAUAUGUAUGCAUGUGUAUACUUGUAUGUUAAUAUGUAUAUAUUUUUGUAUAUAUAUUUGCAUAUCCUGUAUAUAGAAACAUACAUAUAUGUUAGCAAUGCCACGUUAUGUUAACAGUCAUGUAUUCUUAAACAAAAGCUCUCCACGAUGAAAUGAUUUUCAGGAAGUGCUUGAUGAUGGGUCGUGGUUCUACAUGAGUUGGCUAACAAAUGGCAUACCAUAGAGCAUUGGUGUCAAGGUCAAAUUAUCUAUGGCCCCCGGUAUGAUAUUUGAUUAGUAUUAAAUUCGGCACGCAGGCCACGCACCAAUACUCCAUCAGUGUUGGCGCUAGGAAUUUUCAAGAUAAAAGGGGUCCCACAGUCAAUUUUUGGGGUCCCACCUUUUUGUAACCGUUUUGAAAACAAAUGAUAAAUGUAUGCAUUAUCCUGGGAUAUCUCGCAUUCUAUAUUGUAUUUUGGGAAAAAGGUUGUCCUAAACGCUACUUAAUUCAUUACGAAAAUAAUACAAAAUCAAACAAAUUUGCAUGCAUAUGUACACUUAUUUAGUUUAAAAACAUUCAUUCACUUUCUUCUUUCCCUCAUGGAUCUAAACUUUACUGCUGUCUGUAUUUUUUUCGAUAUUUUUAUUGUAAUAUUUUCAGAAUGUGUUUGUUCUAUUUUUAGCCAAAGUAAGACAAGGAAAACAAUCGGAAGUUGUCUUUAUUUUUUUAUUUUAAUGCCAUGAUUUUAAUAGACCGCCCUGCGUGUGCACAGAUAGAAUGAGUUUGACACUCCUGACAGUUUGCAUAUACAAUUAAAAAAUAUCACACAUCAAUUUAUAUUCACGUAUAAUUAUUAGGGCUGUCAAAAUUAAGAAGUUAACUCAUGUGAUAGCCAAAAAAUACAGUGUUUAUGUUGAUUUAAAAAAGAUUAACAUUAAAAAUAUUUAUGCAAGUGAGUAAUAACCUUUGAUUAAUCAUAAUAAAGCUGAAUUCAAAAGUGUUUAAUUAAAAAAAAAAACAUUUAACAACAGUAAUAGUUAUGCACAGAUGUAUGCAGUAUAUUGUGCAAUUGUAAACAUGUGAUGUUCUUUUAUUUCACUUGUUAAGCAAGUUCAGAAGAAACCAUGUGCAUCAUGCAAACACACAGAAUGGGUAUAGGUCAUGAAACUUCCCAAUAAAGUCACAGUUUUGAUUAAAAUACCAGUGUCAACGCAAAGCGAAAUUGAGCAACUUGACCAAGUAUUUUUUGGUUGGUCCAGACCACAAAAGUGAACAUAGUCUAAGAUGGUUUGAAUAGUCCAGCCUCACUUGAUAGAACUGAUAACCUGCUAAAUAUUUAAAAUUUAAUUAUUACAUUUAUGGGUCAUUUUUGUAUACAAACAAAAUGAUAUAGCGCUUACACAUGGUUAGUUGUAUUAAAUUUUUGGUAAUAAUGGUAAUGAGCCUUUAGUAUUACCUACUUGUAUUUAAUACACCGUAUCAUUAGGACAAUUCAUUUUGUCUCAAAAAUAUAUUCUUACAAAAUUACAAUAACAUUACGUUGGUGUUUUGUACUUAUCAUCUAGUAUCCCUUUUAACUUAUUUCUGUUAGUAUCUACUUUAGCUUUAGCAAUUGUUUAAACAACUAACAAUUAAGAGACUUGUUUUUUUGUACGACUCGAAGCAGAAAUGUGCGAGAAAAGCAUGUUUACGCACUUUAUUUUGGGAAGAAAAAAAAUACAGCCAUAUAGUUAUUAACCAGGCAUUCAAAUGUUCCAACUCCUAUACAUCCGUGGAUUUUUUUUAUAAUGUUGUGAUAUUUGUUAUCAAGAAUAAAUACAUAUUUAUUUCAAA